AUGGAUCAGUUGGAGCGUUUGUCCUUAGUUUCUAAGGUUUGCACCGAGUUGGAUAACCAUUUCGGAAUAAAGGAGAAAGACGUGGCAGAAUUUAUAAUAGAUUUGGCGACUGUUAACAAUACAUUUGACAAGUUUAAAAAGGCACUCGACGAACAAGGACUUGGGGAACAGUUCGAUGACUCUCUUGUGGCGAAUCUACUUCGUCUUAUCCAGCAUAUGCUUCCCAAGGCCAGAAAAAAAGGUCAAGAAAACACUUCAAAUUCUCAUAAGAUCACGCUGAUUUCUGAUGCCAAAGACGAGAUCAAGGCAAGGUUGCCUGCUCUUGCCAUGCCGAACAGUAACUCUGGUGACAUGAUGAGCCAACUCGAAAACUUAGUGCCAAAAUGGAAAGAGGAGAGAGAAGAACUAGAGGAGGAAGUGAAACCAGAACGAAGCGUUUCUAAACACGGGUCUGAUAGGAGGAGGAGUGAUAGUAAAACAGAUAGUGACAAACGAAAAGAUCACCGUAGAAGUUCUCACCGAAGCAGAGAUGAACGAAGAGAGGGAAAGAAACGAUCAAGAUCGAGAUCAUCUUCUCGUGAUCGACACGGUAAAAGAAGACAUGUUAGUGAUCGAGAUAGAAGAGGACGGCGUGAUGACUCUAGAGAAAGAAGAGACUAUGAUGAUCGGCGAUCAAGCAAAGACUGGAAAAGAAAAGAUCGGGAUCGAGAUCAUAGGGAUCUCCCGGACACUGCUGAAGUGGGCCAAAUCUACAGUGGCAGAGUGGUUAGCAUUCAAUCCUUUGGAGCAUUUAUUCAGCUGGAAGGUAUACGACAGCAAGUUCAAGGUCUAUGUCACAUAUCUCAGCUCAAAAACGAAAGAGUGAACGCAGUUGCAGAUGUCCUUAGCAGAGGAGAAAAAGUGAAAGUGAAGGUUUUGAAGAUCGACAAUGGUAAAUUCUCACUUUCCUUGAAGGAAGUGAAUCAAAUUACUGGAGAAGAUCUCAAUCCACAGGAAGCUAGUUUAUCAUCGGAUGCAGUUGGUGUGAACGAGUUACGGAACCCCGAAGCGCCUUGGGCAAAUCCUGAAAUGUCGUCUGACCGUAAAGAUUUGGUCUCGUCUGGCACAAGUAAAAGUCGGGUUCGCAUGUCUACUCCAGAAAGAUGGGAGUGGCAGCAAAUGAUAGGUGCGGGAGUUGUAACCAACAUGGAUCGACCAGAUUUUGACGAGGAAUCUGGGGUGCUACGGGGCGAGGAUGAGCAAAGCGAUGGCGAGGAUUAUGAAGUUGAAAUCGUAGAAGAAGAACCUGAAUUUUUGCGUGGUUAUGGAAAAGGGAAUCAAGAAAUUGAGCCAGUCAAAGUAGUUAAAAACCCCGAUGGAAGUAUGGCGCAGGCAGCUCUAAUGCAGGCAUCUUUGUCAAAAGAACGGAGAGAAUCGAAAAUACAAUCUCAGCGCGAAAAAGACGCUGAAAGGAAUACCGGUUUGAGAUCAAAUAGCACUCGAAUCCUUGAUCCAGUGCAAGAAAGGAAUAUGGACAAUGAUGAAGAUAGAGGAACUAUGAGACGAGAUAAAGAUAUGCCGGAGUGGAUGAAACACGUUACUGCUGGAGGGAAGGCAACAUACGGUAGACGCACUAACUUAAGCAUUAAAGAGCAACGCGAGUCGCUGCCUAUCUUCAAUUUGAAAAAGUCUUUGUUGCAGGCCAUGACGGAUAAUCAGAUCCUGGUUGUCAUUGGUGAGACGGGUUCAGGAAAAACUACUCAAAUAACGCAAUACGCUGUGGAGGCAGGUUUUGCUCGAAAAGGACGAAUUGGCUGUACACAACCUAGGCGAGUGGCUGCAAUGUCUGUAGCAAAACGUGUCGCUGAAGAGUUUGGUGCCAAACUUGGUCAAGAGGUCGGAUACACCAUUCGUUUCGAGGACUGCACUAGCCAGGACACCAUCAUAAAGUAUAUGACAGACGGUAUGCUUUUGCGCGAAUGUUUGGUGGAUCCAGACCUACUGUCGUACUCCCUCAUUAUGCUCGAUGAGGCGCACGAGAGAACAAUACAUACAGAUGUAUUGUUCGGAUUGUUGAAAGCUGCCGCAAAGAAGCGGCCCGACUUGAAGCUUAUAAUUACUAGUGCUACUCUCGAUGCCGUGAAAUUCUCCGAAUACUUUUUCGAAGCUCCCAUUUUCACUAUUCCUGGCCGGACUUUCCCCGUAGAGAUUUUGUACACCAGAGAGCCGGAAACCGACUACCUCGAUGCAGCACACAUUACAGUGAUGCAGAUUCAUCUAACAGAACCUCCUGGUGACAUUCUAGUCUUCCUCACUGGUCAGGAGGAAAUCGACACGUCAUGUGAAGUUUUAUAUGAACGGAUGAAGGCUCUAGGACCAGAUGUGCCUGAAUUGAUCAUCUUACCAGUGUACGGAGCGUUGCCUUCAGAAAUGCAAACACGAAUUUUUGACCCUGCUCCACCAGGCAAACGAAAGGUCGUCAUAGCCACGAACAUUGCUGAGACGUCACUGACAAUCGACGGCAUCUACUAUGUAGUUGAUCCUGGUUUCGUGAAACAAAAGAUAUAUAAUCCUAAAAGUGGCAUGGAUUCUUUGGUUGUCACUCCCAUCAGUCAAGCAGCGGCAAAACAACGAGCAGGGCGUGCAGGAAGAACAGGUCCUGGCAAGUGCUAUCGCCUCUACACUGAAAGGGCAUAUCGAGAUGAGAUGUUGCCUACUCCUGUCCCUGAGAUUCAACGAACGAAUCUGGCCUCAACUUUGCUGCAGCUCAAGGCAAUGGGAAUCAAUAAUCUAAUCGAUUUCGACUUCAUGGACGCUCCUCCUUUGGAUUCAAUGAUUAGUGCCUUGCACCAAUUGCACACACUGUCUGCUUUGGAUGGCGAUGGAUUAUUAACGAAACUUGGUCGAAGAAUGGCCGAAUUCCCCCUGGAGCCCUCACUGGCAAAACUGCUCAUCAUGUCAGUCGAGUUAGGUUGCUCUGACGAGGUGCUUACCAUCGUCUCUAUGCUUUCAGUGCAGAACGUUUUCUAUCGGCCAAAGGAAAAGCAAGAACAAGCAGACCAAAAGAAGGCGAAAUUUCACCAACCUGAAGGAGACCACAUGACGCUACUAGCAGUAUAUAACUCAUGGAAGCAUCAUCAUUUCAGCCAGCCUUGGUGUUUUGAGAACUACGUUCAAAUCCGUACCUUGAAGAGAGCACAAGAUAUUCGUAAGCAACUACUUGGUAUAAUGGACCGGCACAAAUUAGACCUUGUCAGUUGUGGUCGAGAUGUCCAACGAAUUCAAAAAGCAAUAUGUUCUGGUUUCUUCAAGAACGCUGCAAAACGAGAUCAACAAGAUGGCUAUCGCACACUUGUGGAUGGGCAGAACGUCUUCAUUCAUCCUUCUUCAGCUUUAUUCCAGAAUCAGCCCGAAUGGGUUGUUUAUCACGAGCUGAUUAUGACCACCAAGGAAUAUAUGAGAGAAGUAACUGCGAUCGAUCCACGAUGGCUCGUCGAGUUUGCUCCAUCGUUCUUCAAGAUGAGUGAUUCAACCAAGCUGUCUGCGUUCAAGAAAAAUCAGAAAAUCGACCCGCUCUUCGACAAGUAUGCGGAUGCAAACGCUUGGCGUAUCACGCGUGUCAAGAAGAAGAUAUACAAUCCGAACAGAUAA
Necator americanus (New World hookworm) is the source of this 3630-nucleotide messenger RNA. RefSeq lists its product as uncharacterized. Gene Ontology annotation, cellular component: catalytic step 2 spliceosome; intracellular anatomical structure. NCBI's taxonomy places the organism in Eukaryota, Metazoa, Nematoda, Chromadorea, Rhabditida, Ancylostomatidae. Gene Ontology annotation, molecular function: RNA binding; ATP binding; RNA helicase activity. The transcript has 24 exons. Gene Ontology annotation, biological process: mRNA splicing, via spliceosome; spliceosomal complex disassembly. The record is from RefSeq and is a predicted model, not a curated record. Bases 1 to 3630 code for a protein of 1209 amino acids.